GGCGAUGGAAGCGGCCGAUCGUCGCGCCCUCAGUGUCUCGCGGUUCAUCGAUCAGUGUGGUGUGUCGCGUUGUUGCUCCGGUGGAUUUUUUUGGUGGUUUGUUCCUGGUUGGGACGAUACUUGUUUUUUCAUUUAGUUUCCUGGAGGCAACGCGGUGAUCGUUUGAGGGGCUCUUGAACGGGCCCAGGAAUAAACAGAGGAAAGAUGCAACCGAGGAUAUACUGGAUUCUGAUCUGCACGGCCGUCAUUCUCGCGGGAUGCAACGCCGCUACCGAGAAGGAUCAAAACGAGAAAGAGAGAACAGCGGGAGGCAGUUCGACGUACAACUCCUUCUCGGACGAUCUCUACCUAGACGAUCAGCAGGAUCCUCUGGAAGGUUCUGGACGAGGUGGUAGCGAAGGUCGUGACGAUCUUGAAUCAUCAGGAAGUGGCCUUGGUCCUGACGACGAAGACGGUGAUGACGAUCACGAUUUUAACAACAACAAUAGGAUAGAAUCGACACCCAACAAGCCAACAGAACCUAAAGCACCAUACUUUGUCGACGAGCCAAGUGUUAAAACUAAAGAACAGACGAACGUCGAGACUGUAAACCGACCCGACAACGAGGUCGAUGUAAACGAGCCCUUAGAUGUCGGGGACGACCACUCGGAGAACUCGGACGACAUUCACGACGUUUACAUCAUGAACCCGAAACACGAGGACCGUGCCAGCUCUUUCUUCGCUCAGCCAGGUGUACUAGCAGCGGUGAUCGGUGGCGCAGUAGUUGGUCUGCUCUGCGCGAUCCUGGUGGUGAUGUUCAUCGUGUACAGAAUGCGCAAGAAGGACGAGGGCUCGUAUGCCCUGGACGAGCCGAGAAGAUCGCCAGCUGCUCAGGCGUUCCCUAAGCCCGGGGCGCCGCAUCAUAAUCGAGAGUUCUACGCUUGAGGCGACAAAGCUUAUCAGGCUUUGAUACCGCCCAGUUUUGUCCCACGAUACUACGCCGAGAAAGACGAUGUCCUUCGACCGAAUUAAGCGCCGACACCGACGAUAUGACACAUCCAGAAUCUCCCGCGAGGGGUCCUGUCAAACACUUCGUGCACUGACCACUGGGAGACUUCUUUCAUACGGGGCAGCGCCGUCCUUUAAUCUUUUUCUGAUCCUUCGAUCGCGCGUUCGAUCCUUUCAGUUCCAAAUUCUCGUUUAAUUACCGAACUUUAAAUCGCAAUUUACUUUUUCUUUUGUAGUCUAUUAAUAACGUGGACUAUUAACUCCAUGAUAUUUUUCUGCUCGCGGCUAGGACAGUGAACUAUCUCGUCUCCGAGAAUAGACCCUUCGCUUAUAAAUGUGUGUUUAGUUUGUAUAGUCGGAUCAUUUUUAUAUUUUAUGUUCUAUCGUGUGAUAGAAUAGAAUAGAUAAGGACGAUGGCUGAUGAAUCGCCCCAUUGAAUCGUCGGCAUGAUCGGGCCAAUUCCAGAUGCAUUUACAGCGUGUGUAUUUAAAGCGUAUAUGUACUCGAGCGUACGUAUACGCCUCUCCCCCCCUACCCCCUGUACAGAACUGAGAGCGCGAAAAUUCGUGGGCGAUAAACGCUGCUGGUAUAUCGUUAAUCAUUCUGCCUCGGUGGAAGGAGGGAAAGGAAGAAGGAUCCGUGAUUUCUCUUCGACGCGAAUAAUCCUGUGAACCGCGACCUCUCGUUUAUCGGCGUUUCCUCUUUUCCCUGCUUCUUCGUUUCUUCUUCUCUUUCGUGAUUCGUAGAAACGUUUUUAAUACUUUGACCAUGAGGCAUUUCAUCCCAUUUGGCUUCUCUCCUCGCCGAUCAGCAUUUUGAAGGAUCUUCAUUGUGUACGUUUUAUUUUGUGUCAGCUUAUAUUGUAUUUUGUAAUAUUUGUUUCUUUUUUUAGAAUAUGUUUACGUAAUUUAUUCGAGGAAACUAAUGUAGUAUCUAAAAUUAGAAGACAGAAUUUGUCUUAGAUAACAAUGACUCUGGAUGGAAAAACUAAUUAGGUAAAAUUGUAAUUUAAGGUUCUUAAUUUUUUAAAAGCUCAUUGGUAUACAUAAAGUACGAUGUAGAGUAAUUGAAUUGUGGAUUUAAUACAUAUGCGAUAAGAGAUCGUAACGUUUGCGUUUCUGGUAAAGGCAAACACAAUUCUGCUGCACUAGUUUGUUAGAAAGAAAAUCUGAAACAUACUAAGUCGAUAAUUAGUUUUAAAUUAUACUUUAAAUCGUAUUGAUCGUAGCGUAAUCAUCGUCGGAUGUUACAUAUCGAUAUUUAGUCGAGUUAAGCCGAUUCGCUAUCAAACGUUUCUCCUUCGUUUUUCUGUUCGUGAAAAUGAUUUAUUUCCAAACAGCGCAAUUGAAAUAAAUCUUUUACGCCUGUUAAAGAUCAACCUUGAAACCGUAUAUUAUCACAUUGAUACAGUGAUUCUAAUUUAUUGAUAAUCCGUAUGUAACUUAAACAGGAAGAAACAGGUACAUUCUGAAACUUCCAAAAACCAUAAAGAAGAUUAAAUGUUCAAACACAUAUUCAUUCUAGCUGUAAUUUCAAUUGAAGAUCAGCGAAAAGUUUAUGUUUCUCCUUUGUAAUCAGAGUUUCAAGUACUGAUACUUUUAAUUUAAUUAAAAAUUAUUUAACAGUCCUGUCCUUGGUUAAAAAUAAUAAUUGAUAAUGGGAUAAUUAAUAACGUCGAAACCCUGAUUUGUAAGUUAGACAUUUGCAUGUUUUGCAUGUUAAACGAAAGCCUCGAAGCGGAAGUAUCCUCAUUGAGCGCGAUUGUAUCGAUUGCCAUGCACUUAGCAAAAUAAAAAAACUCUCCACGUGCCAUUUUAAGCACAAUAAGCGACCAACAACUUUUUUUUCUUUUUACAACCGAUCGCUCGAUCCUCCGCCGAGGCUGAAAAAAAUAAUUGCGGUUUAUCUAUCAAGAAGAGAUUCAUCGAUGCCGUAAGCAAACAGCAAAGCACAACGGAUUCUUAAUGUCGCUCCCUUCUUCCACCGUAAAUUAAGUUAAACACCUUAUACAAUAUCUUAAGGAGAAAGGCUUCUUCUGCUGGUCGAAAGAGAUUCUAUUUGCCAUGAGAAAAGUAAGACGUUUAAAUUUCCCGCGCGCGCACGCAGGAGGAACAUUUCUCUUUCCGAUUCUUGAAAGAAACACGUGCGUACACAAGUUUAUAUACGUACAUGAUUUUUCGUCUCUGACUCGGAGACACGCGUAUGCCAUACUAAAACGGAAAAAAAGGGAGAAAAGCGAAAAAAGGAAAAGAAAUACGAGAAACAGUUUCAUCACGUGUAUAUCUAUUUGUUCCAGAAUUUUCAUCCGCGAUAUUUAUCUUGCGGUUGAUCAGUAUCGCGAUAUACGUUGUAAUAAUUUAUUGACUUUUCACGUAGGACCAAGCAAUUCCCCUUUCUCCCUACACUCCUUCUUUCCACUGGAUUUUUUAUUUUAUUUUUAUCCCUCUUCUUAUAGUGGUCCUGUGGAUCACUCGUUGGCGGCAAUUAUAUUAUUUCCGAUGUUUUUAGUAUACAUUUUCUUGUUUACCUCUUCCCAGGUAGAAUGCGAUACGAAACUUUUCACAUUUUAAAUAAGAAGAAUGACAUUUUGUAUGUAAUGCGUUAGACAGGAUUGUCAAUUGGUAAAUGUUUAUUUGCAUUGUCAAUUGAAAGAUGGGAAUUGUUUUUAUAAGAGGAAAAUAACUAAUUGAUAUCGUCGUAUAGUUAUUGGAAAUAAUAGCGUUCGUAGAUACAAUUUUUAAUCAUUUUAUCCGGAACAGACAUGAACGAGUGAUAAACCAUGACAGACCUCUAGGUUUACAGUCACGUUUGAUGGCUUUGAAAUUUUCAAAAUUUCCACGUCUUUAAAAUCCCCAGAUUCCCAAAUUCGCAAAUUUUUAAUUCCUGACUCGUCACUCGGUCAUGCCUAAUCGAGGAAAUAUUGUUUCAUUACGUCUCUCUACUUUCACGCAAUACAAAAUCUCGUAGGUUCUAGCGCUAUCUGUUAGACCACGAUAUUAAUUGACGUUAACUUUCGACGUUUACCUGACGAAUAAAUGUGAAUAUUGAAAACAAAGUUUCAAUUCUUCGUAAAUAAUUUUAUAUAUACGAUGUUAUAUGUUUAUAAUAUCUUAUAUAUAACGUUACAUCAUUAUUAUAUCCUGUGCAAUAAUAAUAUGAAUUUUACGUACACUCACCGUUGCAUUUAUUAUCGCCCGAAUUGACCAAACAAACAAAAAGGAAGUAGUGCAUGCAAUAUUAAAUGAUUUUCUUAUAACCAAAUCAGUGACGAAUCUAUAUUUUUGAUGCUAAUAAAUAAAAUGGUUAGGUUUCUAUUUAUUUUUCAAGACUAAUAUAAUAAUACAAUCAAGAUGGAUGUAAAUGUUUCUACCUGGGCUGGAGGAACAGAAGCGCCAUUUUUAUAUGAUUUUAAUACGUUGGGGUAAACUAAAAAUAUCAUGUGAAUACUGCCAUACACUAACUGCAUACAUAAGGGACAUCAAUUGUGUAUGAAAGUUAUCGUUCCAAUUUGUUAAUUAUUAUUCUAAACUUUAUAUUGUAUGUUUGCCCAUCUUCUGCAUUUAAAAACGAUCGUUCUAACGUUAUGGGCAAAGCGUUUAAAUUUAAUCAACGUGUUCUUAUUAUUCUUGGAAUUUUUAUGGACUACAUUCUUACGUUUGUUGAAAAUUAUUUUAACAGAAAUCACCUCGUUGAUGUACAUUUGAGUGCAAAGUAGUCUUCUACGUCCUUAUGUCAUAUUUUAGGUAGUCAGGUCUACCUUGGUCUCUCUCUUUAUAUCAAUAUCCCAGGAAAUUUUCAAGGGUAUCCCAAAAUCAAAAGCAAACAAUAAGAUAACUUUUACCCUAUCGUUUCUUUAAUCUGAAAAAUUUAAGUUGCACCCAAAUGUACAUUACCAGAUAUGAAGAAUUCCGAGAAACGGACAAAUUAUCAGUCGAUACAUUUUGAUAAUGACAUGCUGCAUCAAAAUCAACCUUAUCAAUUAACAAGAUAGCAUUGGAUUAUUAUAAGAAGUUUGUUUAUAAAGUAUUUAGGAAAAUAGGAACAUUAUCAGGAUUAUGAUAAUGACAUAAAAAUAAGCAUACUGAUUUGAAAAAAAAAUGAAACAACUUACUGUAUGCAAAGAUUGUACGAGGAACAAAAUCGUAAAUAAAUAUUAUCUAGCAAAUGAUCAAAGUUAUCUAAAAAGUAUCAGGAAGAUUGUAUCUGAAAGAUAUGUUUAAUAUUCGUCAUCGUCAAUUUCUCAUAUGAGCUCGUAAUUUUUUAUUUUAUAUAUUUUAAAAUAAAUUAUUAUAAAAGUACUGAUGGCGAACCUUAAGAGGAUUCGGUUAAAAUAAAAACUAAGUCAAUUGCUUUGUCUGUUUCACAUAAAGUUGACGACACAACGUUUGUGCAGUAGCCACAAUUUUAUGCUUUGCCUUUAACUCAGAAACUCUAAAACUUCACAGUUCCAUAAAUUUAUUUCUUCCGUGUUAUUUAACCUUUUAAAAUCGAUUCUGUUAUUUUUUAAUUUACCCCUCAUUCCUUCGAAGGAACCCGGAGAUUGAAUCAUAAUCUUUAUUGUAAUAAUAAUCGUAUGCAACAUAGACGAAAGAUUAUUUGUUAGAUAGUAAUUAAUUUCCCGCGUGGCGAUGCGGAGUGACGCGAGAUUCUCUUCUUUAUUGUCUCGAAAAGAUUAAUUAUUGUUUUUAUUAAUUAUUUCGAACACGCUUUCGUUGGUAUAAAAGCGAUAAAUGUGAAAGAGGUAAAAUAAAGAAAAGGAACUAUCAGUGUACGCUGCAUCUCCACGUGGCUCAUUUAAUACUCGAAAUGCGCUGUCUACGUUCUAUGCGACAAGAAAAAAAAUAAAAACAAAUACUAAUUGUAAUAAAAUCAUAUUUUAUAAGAGGAUGUAAUUCCGUAAGAGUACUAUAGCAAUGCGAAGUCUGUCUAACACUAGACGAAAACCUAUUAGACCAGGUGGACGAAUGAAUAAUAAUUUUAAAAGUGAAUACAAUUAAUAUUUAAUGAUAACGGUAA
Megachile rotundata (alfalfa leafcutting bee) is the source of this 6003-nucleotide messenger RNA. It is a transcript of the gene Sdc, whose product is annotated as Syndecan. Gene Ontology annotation, biological process: cell migration. The record is from RefSeq and is a predicted model, not a curated record. NCBI's taxonomy places the organism in Eukaryota, Metazoa, Arthropoda, Insecta, Hymenoptera, Megachilidae. Gene Ontology annotation, cellular component: cell surface; membrane.